AUGGCGAAGCCCCACGACCUGUUCAACGGUCCGCCGCAGGAGGACGAUAUUUUCGGCAACAGCAAUCAGCAGCACGAGGAAGAUGCGUCCUCUCUCUUCGGGGGCAGCACUGCAUCGGGGCCUUCGUUCUUCGAUCAACUUGCGACACCACCAAAUGGGCACAACGAUUUUCCAGGUGGAGGCGGUAAUUUCUACAACACGCCAACGCCCCCUGCUGCGAAGAUGGUGUCGCCCUCCUCCUUCACCACUCCCGCGCAGCCCUACGCCCAGAUGCAGCCUUCCUCUGCCCAGCAAUUCGACUCGUUCGGCUCUGCUGCACCUCCCUCCCAUCUCGGCAUGCAGACCCAACACUCUCCAGCUGGGCCGCAGCUGCAUCAAGCCACCGCAGCCCCUACUACUCCUGCUACAGCUGCCCCACCGCCAGCAUCUCCCACGCAUUCAACUGCAGCAUCGUCAGCGGCCUCCAACUCGGGCAAUUUCAAUCAAUUUUCUACACCUGCGCCGCAGCAUAAUGGCGAAGAGCUGCCGGCCGACAUCUUUGCGUCGAGCGGCGAUGCAUUUUUCGAUUCCCUAGGCGGCCCAUCGACCAUCGCCUCUUCUCCCGCCAACGAUUUCUUCGCUGCUGCCGCCCAGCACCAGCAACCUCCCCCCUUUUCUCCUUCGCACCACAUCGCCGCCCCGUCGCAGCCGACGCACGCGCACCUCUCGUCUUCUCCCUCGCCGGCAGCUGCAACCUCCUACGCGUCGUCUCCCUCCACACCCUCCUCUUUCCCCUCCGCUCAGCCAGGUGGCGGUGCCUAUCCCGGCGCUACGCAUCAGCAUCCCAGCCCCGGCGGACCGCAGCAGCCGUCCCCGUACCAGCCCCAACAGCAGCACCAGCAGCACCCGCAAUACGCGCACCAGCAGCACCCGGCUUCGGCGCAGUACCCGCACCAGCAUACUCAACCUGGCGCGAGCGAGGCCGCGCCUGGCGCCCCCUAUGGCCAGCAGCCGCAUCAUCCCUAUGGCUCCGUGCCCAGCCCUGCUACUGGCGGCAUCGGUGCUCCGUCCCCCUUCAACGUCGCCGCCGGCGCCGGCGGACCCGUGUCCGUCUUCACGCCGACCAUGGCGCAGGCGCCGGGCAGCCAGGGCCGAUCGACCGCGCCUGCUCAGCAGCACCCUGGUGGCGGCAUCAACCCCUAUCCCCAGCCGCCUGCCACGGCGCCCGUACCCUUCAUGGGCCGCGGAGCGGGAGGCGCUGGACCCGGCUUCCCCACGCCUCCCGGCUCUUCGGGCGGUGCUGCUGCCGCACCCUCGGCCACGCCCACCAGCGCCGGAUCCGUGGCCUUCAAUCUUGGCAACGGCCCGCAAGCGCCCGCCGGCGUCUUCCAGCCCUCGGCCACGCCGACGCCGCCUGGCACCGGCGGCACGGGGCAGUUCACGACGUUCGUGCCCCGGCCCGCGCAGCCCGUCGGGCAGCCCACACCCGUCGGGUCCUCCCCGUACGGGGGUGCGCCGUCGCCCUUCGUUACGGACAGCUACCAGUCCCCUGUGGGACCCGGGUCCUCGAUCCCCUUGAACCGGCUCAGCACCAGCGCCAGCGCUUUGCCCCAGAAGCCGCAAGUGGACCCGUACGGCAGGACGAUGCUCACCCAGUCGAGCCCAGCGCCUCAGCCCGGACCCGGUGGCUACUUGCAGGCCAGCACCGGUGGCCAGCCGGGCGGCUAUCAGGCUCCGGGAUACGGCCCGUACAGCCCACACCAGCACCAGGGCCACCAGCACCACCGCAAUCGCUCUGUGUCGCUGCAGCCCAACCCGCAGCAGCUCUCGGACAUGCCGCGCGUGGCCUCCAAUCCCGAGUUCGCGCGAUACGGCGUCAUGUCGCCGCCCGGGUCGGGCGUCCCCGCGCAUCUCGCCCACAACCUCAGCUACCUCAACUCCAUGCCCGCCAUGCCGCCGUCCAUGGGCAACCCGCAGUAUGGCUACCCCGGGGGACAGCCAGAUAACGGAUAUGGCGGGCCGUACGGCGGACAACAGCUUCAGCAGAACGGCGGGUACGGCGGCCAGCAGGCCGGUUGGGGCGACAUGUCGUCGUCGUCGCCGAUGGGUCAGUACGCGCCCGCGCCGUACGGCAUGCAGCAGCAGCCGCAGGACCGGCUUCUCUUCGAUCGACCGCACGCCGUCGCCACGUUCGGCUUUGGCGGCAAGCUGUUCACCCUCAUCCCGCGUCGGAAGCGAAAGCUCAAUGUCUACCAACCGUCCGGCCCGCAGGAGGUUGAUCCGCAGAGCGACGAGCUGCUCCAGGGUCCUCUCAAGAUCAUGCCGGUCAACGAGAUCCUGAGCAAGACCAGCUUCAUGGCCACCUUCACCAGCUUCCCCGGACCGCUCAAGAACGCUUCCAAGGUCCGCGUCACAGACGCGGUGAACAAGUACGUGAGCAACAAGGCCUCGGGCGCUUCCGAAAGCGAAGACGCUAUGGCCGACCCCGAAGCCACGCAGCUGCUGUGGUCCCUGCUCAGGGUCAUGUGCACCCACUAUGGUGACCUGAGCCAGCAGGACGCGCUCAAGGAGGUGAGACAGGCACUGCUGGAGGGCAUCAACCCGACCGACUACAACGCCGCCUCGGCCGCGGCUAGCGGUCCUCUGUCCGGCCCAGCGUUGGAAGCCGCGGUGAAGCAAGUCGAGCAGCUGCUGCUCUCCGGCGAACGCGAGAAGGCCUGCCAUGCGGCGAUGGAAGCUGGCCUGUGGGGCCACGCCCUGUUCCUGGCCAGCCACCUCAACCCGCAGCUGUACCAGACGGUCUGCAAGCGAUUCGCCCAGUCUUCGAUCUCCGAGGGCUCGCCCCUCCAGACUCUCUACCUCCUCCUGGCCAAGUGCCCACAAGGCUCGGGCGGCUCCAGCGGCACGGCGGUGGAUCGCUGGCGAGAGAACCUGGCGGUCAUCCUGGCCAACCGCAUGCAGGGCGACGUCAAGGUCAUCGGCCAGCUCGGCGACAUGCUCUGGUCCACUCAAAUGCGAGUCGCCGCCGCCCAUUUCUGUUACCUGGUGGCCGAGACGCCGUUCGGGCCUUUUGAGAACCCCAACUCCCGCCUGAUUUUGAUUGGUGGCGACCACAAGACGCAAUCUCGACUCUUUGUCAGCCCCGAGUCGGUGCAGAGGACCGAGGUGUUCGAGUACGCCAAGGCCCUCGGCAACUCCCAAUACACGCUUCCGACGUUCCAAGUGUAUAAAUUUAUUUAUGCUGCCACGCUUGCCGACCUGGGUCUGCUCCAGCAGGCGUCCAACUAUUACCAGAGCAUCUCCGCGGUGGUGAAGGACCACGCGGGCAUGUGCAGUCCCGCGUUCCUUGCGCAGCUUCACGCCUUUGGUGAUAGGAUAUCAACGAUCGCGCCGGCUUCGCGAACGGCGGCGCUGGCCCCUCCCGGCUGGUUGUCUGGUCUUGUACAGAAGGGCCUCAGCGCGCUGAUCGGCGAUGAGAAGAGCUCACCGGCGGCCGGAGGAGCGGCGGCGUCGACCGAGAAGAUCGACGUGCAGGCCUCCGCCACCGUGUCGGCCCCCGGCCCCGCCUCUGUGCCCAUGGUCUCCGUCGUGACCGGCGGCAGCGGCGGCCAGCAGCCCGGCAUCCCGAGUGUCGCCGGCCCCUCGCCGGUGAUGUACAACCCAUCGACGGGGGCGGCGGCGAUGAACCCCGCGUCGAUGCCUAUGAUGAACCCGGCCUCGGUGCCGAUGAUGAUGAUGAACCCAUCGUCAGGGCCGGCCUCGUCAUCGCCGUAUCAUCAGCCGCAGCCGGUGAUGCACAACCCGGCGGCCGCCCACUUUGGCGCUCCCGGCGGCGCGCCGAACUUCAACGGUGCAUCGUACCACUCGCAGCCGCAGCAGCAGCCGGCCGACGAUUACGAGGAGGAGGACCUCAUGAAGUCGGCCUUUACCAAGCCGAAGCCCGGCGAGGAGAGCCGCCCCGGUACCCCGUCGUCGGUCUCUAUGGACAAGAACGGCGGCUCGGCCCAGGCGAACGGCGGCCAGAAGGACAAGCCUGCCGCCGAGGACAAGUCCGGUGGCGACGCGUCCGGUGCUGGCUUCUGGGGUCGGCUCGGCGGUCUGGGUCUGUUCAGGAAGAAGCCCACGGGCAAGGAGAUGAAGCUGGGCCAGACCGAGAACGAGUUUGUAUACAACGAGGAGCUGGGCAUCUGGCACGAGAAGGGCAAGCCGCCGCCCAAGGAGGAGCGCGGCCACUCGGCCCCUCCGCCCAUCAUGGGCGCCGGCCCCUCCGGGUCGGGCUCCCCGUUCCCCUCUGUCGGCGGCUACUCCAGCGGACCUGCUCCCCUCGGUGGACCCGAUGGAGGGAACCAGUUCACGAAGUAUGCGUCGCCGGCGCGAGGCAAUCGUCGAUACGUGGACACCUUCAACCCGGAACCGGCGCCCGGGAGCACGCCCGCCGCGGCGCCCAUGAGCGUGCCCACCCCCACGUUGAUGAUGCCCACGCCCGGCAUGCACCCCGCGUCUCCGGCGACGUCGGCGCCCUACACCGUCUUCACGCCCCCCAUGAGCCCGUACCAGCCGCAACAGUGA
This is a messenger RNA of Acanthamoeba castellanii str. Neff, 4548 nucleotides long. RefSeq lists its product as uncharacterized. The coding region runs from base 1 to 4548 and encodes 1515 amino acids. The record is from RefSeq and is a predicted model, not a curated record. The transcript has 15 exons. Lineage: Eukaryota; Discosea; Longamoebia; Acanthamoebidae. Gene Ontology annotation, biological process: COPII vesicle coat assembly; autophagy; Golgi organization. Gene Ontology annotation, cellular component: ER to Golgi transport vesicle membrane; endoplasmic reticulum exit site.